AUGGCGGCGCUGGGCGGGGAUGGGCUGCGCCUGCUGUCGGUGUCGCGGCCGGAUCGGCAGCCCGAGUCAGCAGCUCUGGGCGGCCCGGGCCCUGGGCUGUGCUGCUGGGUGUCUGUGUUCUCCUGUCUUAGCCUCGCCUGCUCCUACGUGGGCAGCCUCUACGUCUGGAAGAGCGAGCUGCCCAGGGACCACCCUGCAGUCAUCAAGCGGCGUUUCACCAGUGUAUUGGUGGUGUCCAGCCUCUCGCCUCUGUGCGUGCUACUUUGGAGAGAACUCACAGGCAUCCAGCCAGGCACAUCCCUGCUCACCCUGAUGGGCUUCAGGCUGGAAGGUAUUUUCCCAGCAGCACUGCUACCCCUGCUGCUGACCAUGAUCCUUUUCCUGGGCCCACUGAUGCAGCUCUCUAUGGAUUGCCCAUGUGACCUGGCAGAUGGUUUGAAGGUUGUCUUAGCUCCUCGCUCCUGGGCCCGCUGCCUCACGGAUAUGCGUUGGUUGCGGAACCAAGUGAUUGCGCCCCUGACAGAAGAACUGGUGUUCCGGGCCUGUAUGCUGCCCAUGUUAGCACCAUGCACGGGCCUGGGCCCUGCCGUGUUCACCUGCCCACUCUUCUUUGGAGUUGCCCAUUUUCACCACAUUUUUGAGCAGCUUCGAUUCCGCCAGAGCAGUGUGGGGAGCAUCAUCUUGUCUGCAGCGUUCCAGUUCUCCUACACAGCUGUCUUCGGCGCCUACACUGCUUUCCUCUUCAUCCGCACAGGACACCUGAUUGGGCCGGUUCUUUGCCACUCCUUCUGCAAUUACAUGGGCUUUCCUGCCGUUUGUGCAGCCCUGGAACAUCCGCAGAGGCGGCCCCUGCUGGCAGGCUAUGCCCUGGGUGUAGGACUCUUCCUGCUUCUGCUCCAGCCCCUCACGGACCCCAAGCUCUACGGCAGCCUUCCCCUUUGUGUGCUUUUGGAACGGGCAGGAGACUCAGAGGCUCCCUUGUGCUCCUGACCCAUGCUCCCGUACAUGCUCCUAUGAACUCUCACGGGCUCCCCAGCCCCUCCCUGUCAAGGGGUACU
This is a messenger RNA of Puma concolor (puma), 1058 nucleotides long. RefSeq names its product Ras converting CAAX endopeptidase 1 (gene RCE1). Gene Ontology annotation, cellular component: endoplasmic reticulum membrane. Gene Ontology annotation, molecular function: metalloendopeptidase activity. NCBI's taxonomy places the organism in Eukaryota, Metazoa, Chordata, Mammalia, Carnivora, Felidae. Gene Ontology annotation, biological process: CAAX-box protein processing. The record is from RefSeq and is a predicted model, not a curated record.